Molecule: messenger RNA, 8526 nt
Organism: Xyrichtys novacula (pearly razorfish)
Lineage: Eukaryota; Metazoa; Chordata; Actinopteri; Labriformes; Labridae
Source: the annotation of a GenBank genome assembly
GUGAACCCAAUUGAUGCUAUCCCAGCCACAGAAUGUAUGUCUACAAGUUCCUCUGUAACAACCACUGUGAUAAAUGAUGACACAAGUACUCCACAGAUGAACAUUGAUAUCCAUGAAAACACUGAGCAUGACAUGGAAACUGAACAGGAACAACUGAUGGAGUUCACCCAGUGUUCUGUCACAUUAACUGGACCUAAAUCUCUUGCUCCACAGAUUACCACUACUGUAACUGAUGACUCUCAUGACCUCUCAACCCUGAUAGAAACACAAGCACAUCGACCCCAGCAAAUCAGCAAUAACUCUUUGAAAUCACAGCAAAUUCAGGACACACAAUCAAAUGUCACACAACCAUUAAUAAAUAUCCCUGUCACCAGUGACAAUGUCCUCAAUGAGAUCUCCAGUAAGCUGUCAAAACGGAACAAAGCAGAAAAGAAAAAAAUUCUGAGGAGAGUAAUGACACCUGACAAGACACCACAAAAGAAAGACAAUCAAAAAAGGAAAGAGAGAGAAAAGUAUGCAAAGGAUGAAACUUAUAAAGCAAAGAAAAAAUGUUAUUCAAUGAGCAAAUAUUCUGUCGAUCCUGAAAUACAGACAAAGAAAAGAAAAAAGAUCACAAGUAAAUACAGAGAAAGCACAGACUUCAGAUUUAGGCAAAAAUUAUACAUGACAACAAAAUACAGAGAAAAUGUGGAUUUUAAAGACAGACAAAAAAAAUAUAUCACCAAAAAAUACAGAGAAAAUGUGGAUUUUAAAGACAAACAAAAAAAAUAUAUCACCAAAAAAUACAGAGAAAAUGUGGAUUUUAAAGACAGCCAAAAAAGAUAUAUCACCAAAAAAUACAGAGAAAAUGUGGAUUUUAAAGACAGACAAAAAAAAUAUAUCACCAAAAAAUACACAGAAAAUGUGGAUUUUAAAGACAGACAAAAAAAAUAUAUCACCAAAAAAUACACAGAAAAUGUGGAUUUUAAAGACAGACAAAAACUAUAUAUCACUACAAAAUACAAAGAAAAUGUUGCUUUUAAAGCCAGACAAAAACAAUAUAUCACUACAAAAUACUCAGAAAAUGUUGCUUUUAAAACCAGACAAAAAGAAUAUAUCAGGAAAAAAUACUCAGAGGAUGUAAAUUUCCGGCAAAGACAGCGAUCCUUUAUGCAUCAUCGAUAUGCAAAUGAUAUAUUCCGCCACCAACACAGACAGCUGAUGAGGCGAAUGAUGCGAGACAGGUACAAGAAAAAUCUUGCAUACAGGACUAUGCAUAAAACCAGAUGUGCAUUGAAAAUAUCACAGAAAUAUAAAGCCAUAAGUAAACGAACACGUCAGACUGACAGAGAGAGUGAAAACCCACUUAUUGAAAGUGCCAUCGGUGAUUUCCGAUCACACAUUAAAGCUGGUCCCACCCACGUUUGCACAGUUUGUCACAAAGCCUCAUUUCCAAACCAGGUGCAAAAGUGCAAAAGGUCCAACUAUAUGAAAAAUCCAAUCAUGGUUUCAGCUUGUCUAAAAGGUCAGUACGUCCAUGAGUGUAACGAUAACUGCAGAAAUCAGUGCACUGUCCCUGAUGAGAGGAAGACUGAGUGGAUUUGUCACACCUGCCAUAACCAUCUGAAAAAUGGAUCCAUGCCCAAACUUGCCAUAGCAAACAACUUGGAGCUUGCUGACAUACCACCUGAGCUGUGUGACCUCAACAUACUGGAGAGACAUCUGAUAGCAAAGUGCAUAACAUUUGCCAAAAUCAUUCCUCUUCCCAAAGGCAGACAGAGAGCUAUACAUGGUAAUGUUGUAUGUGUUCCCUCUGAAGUCCAGGAGACAAUUCAGGCUCUACCCAGAUUGAGAAAUGAAUCUCAGGUGAUGAGAGUAAAACUGAAGAGACGUUUGAGUUACAGAGGCCACCAUCUGUUUCAGACUGUUACCUGGUCCAAGCUAGUGCAAGCUCUGCAUAAACUGAAAGAGAUACACCCCCAGUAUGAAGACAUAACUAUCAGAGAUGAGGAGGAGUUAUGUGACCCCACACUUCCUGAUGAUGGUGAUGAGGAUGAAGACGAUGGUAAUGAUAUUACAAUGAAUGAUGACGACUAUGACGAUGACGAUUUGAUGGAGAUUGAUAGAAUUGAGGCUGCUGCCAUGCAUGACGUUGAAACUAAUGUUGAAAAUGACGAUGACAACACAGAGCUGUGUGAUAAAACUCAGACCCAGGACAAUGAUGAUCAGACACAACAACAGGACGCAGACAUGCAUAAUGGUGGUGUUGUUUUGGAGUCGUGCCUUCAGCCACGGGAUGUUUCUGAGGAGAUAUUGUGUUUCAGUGACUCAACAUACUCAGUAGCUCCAGCAGAGAGAAACAGUCCAGUCAGUUUUUUCAAAAUACCCAAACUAGAGGCCAUGGCGUUCCCUGUUCAGUUUCCCACUGGUGAGAAUACACUGGAUGAAAACAGACCCAUGAAACUAUCACCCAGUAGUUAUUUCAAAGCAAGGCUCUUUGGUGUUGAUGAUCGCUUUGCCAAAGAUACCAACUACCUGUUCUUUGCACAGUUUGUGACUGAAAUACACUUGGCUACCUCCAGCAUGUCAAUACAGUUACGCAAAGGCAAACCUUUGACUAGAGAUGGACGAAAAAUAACAUCCAAGAUGUUGAGAGAAAAACUUGAAGUGGAGAGACUGGUGAGAAACAGAGAUGCUAUCAGAUUUAUGCAGCCGCUCAGAGGAACACCAGCCUACUGGGACAAAACUACAAAAGAUCUGUUUGCUAUGAUCAGACAGUUGGGCAGUCCUACUUUCUUUGUCACAUUUUCUGCAGCAGAAAUGCGUUGGCCUGAGGUGAUUAUCGCAAUAAAAUUACAACAAGGUGAGGAAGUGAAUUUUGAGGAGCUUGACUGGUCCACAAAGUGUGACAUUCUGAGAAGCAAUCCUGUGACAACGAUGCGCAUGUUUGAUAAGCGUGUUGAAGCACUGUACAGAGAUCUGAUCAUGUCUCCUGCACAACCCCUGGGCAAAGUUUUUGACUUCUUUUGGCGCCUCGAGUUUCAGCACAGAGGAAGUCCUCACAUUCAUGGUCUUUUGUGGGUAGAAGGUGCACCUGUGUUUGAGAGAGACUCUGAUAAAACUGUGUGUGACUUUGUGUCCAAACACAUCUCUGCUCAGCUCCCUGACCCAAAUAAACAGCCUGAACUGUACAAAAAGGUCAAAGAAGUGCAAAUACACAGUAAGAACCACUCAAAGACAUGUUUCAAAAGUGCAAGUUCAGGAUGCCGUUUUGGAUUCCCAAAACCACCCUCCAGACAGACAAUGAUAACAAGACCUGUGGAUGACGAUGAGGAGUCAGAGAGACUAAAGACAGCCAAAGAGAAACUUGCACCGCUAAAUCAGCUGCUGAAUAAACCUGAAACUGAAUCCAUGAGUUUUCAACAGCUCCUGUCUGUCUGUGACUUAACCGCUGAUGAGUACGAGAAACACAUGAAUGUGAUGAGUCAGUCCAGCAACAUCAUUCUGAAGCGUGAGCCAAAAGACUGCUGGGUAAACACCUACAACCCUCACCUGCUCAAAGCUUGGGAUGCAAACAUUGACGUGCAGUUCAUUCUCAGCUACUACAGUCUGAUCCAUUACAUAUGUACAUACAUGUGUAAAAGUGAGAACUCUGUGAGCCAGUACCUGCAAACACUCAUUCAGAACUCCGACAGAGAAUGUGUCAAUGAAUGUGAUGAAAUGAAAGCGGUCAUGCAGGCGUAUUCCAAAAAACGAGAAGUAUCAGCACAAGAAGCUGUUGCCCGAGUGACUUCCCUGAACAUGAAAAAGAGUUCACGCAGUGUGGUUUUUGUCCCAACUGAUGACAACCCAGUGAAAAUGAGUCUGCCUGUGUCAAGCCUUGACAACACUACACCAGACAGCUUGAAUGUGUGGAUGACAUCCUUAACAGACAAGUACAAAUCCAGACCUGAAUCACCAGAGUUUGAAGAGAUGUGCAUGGCUGAUUUUGCUUCAACCUGCAGACUGGUGUAUGGACAACAGACCAAGGGCAAGAAAGUGCUACCUUUGCUGAAUGAACUAGGCUUCAUACAGAGACGAGAAAGUGACAACGCUGCUGUCAUCAGGUAUCGCCGCAUAUCCAAAGAGAAAUACCCUGAGCAGUUUUACGGCACAUUGCUUAGACUGUAUCUUCCAUACAGAUCAGACGAUGAGCUGAAAAGACCAUAUCUACCCACGUAUGAGUCAUUCUACGAGACAGGUGUGGUUCAGCUGCCGUAUUCUGACCGACCCCUGCGUGUGAAACUCAUUGUGAAAAGAAACAGAGAGAGAUAUGAAAAAAACAGUGAGGAAAUUGACUCUGCUCUGGAGGACUUUGAACAAAACAAAGGUAUUGUCGAUGAAUGGUGUAAUUUGGCACCUGAAUCUGAACUGGUGAGGUUGGAGUGUAUUGAUGAACUACAUGCAAGACACUGUGAUGAUGAAAAUGUCCAAGAGGAUGUACCUGAUUACAGUAGACAAGCAAAUGCUGCUACAGAAGCCAGAGUCAUGAGAGAGCCCCCUACAAUCGAUCCCACACGGUUACGACAAAUGUAUCAGAGUCUGAACCAGAAACAGGCAUGUGUGUUCUAUGCAGUGAGAGACUGGUGCAUAAAACGAGUCUGUGGACUACAACCAGAGCAGUUUUUCUACUACAUUGAUGGUGGUGCUGGCACUGGAAAGUCACAUCUCAUUAAAUGCAUUCAUUCAGAAGCAUCAAAGAUUCUGAGAACACUACCUAGACGUGCUGAGGAAGCUGACAUCUCAAACCCGACUGUGCUGUUGACUGCUUUCACUGGAACUGCAGCCUUUAACAUCUCUGGAACAACACUGCACUCUCUCCUCAAGCUGCCCAGAAGUUUGAAACCUCCUUUUCAAGGUCUUGGGAACCAACUUGAUGAAAUCAGGUGUGAGCUUUUAAAUGCUGAAAUCAUCAUCAUUGAUGAAAUCUCCAUGGUGUCGAAGCCUCUGUUUGCCUAUGUGGAUGUGAGACUGAAACAGAUUAAAGGCAGCCACAAACCCUUUGGAGGAAUGUCAGUCAUUGCUGUGGGAGACUUUUACCAGCUACCGCCUGUGCGACAGUCCAAACCACUCUGUGUCUAUGAUCCAAUUGAGCUUGACCUCUGGAGAGACAGCUUCCAGAUGAUCACUUUAGAUGAGAUCAUGCGACAGAAGGAUGACAAAACUUUUGCUGAGAUGCUGAACAGACUUCGUGUGAAAACAAGGUCAGAUGAGCUUUCUGAAGCUGACAGAGCUCUGCUGUCACAGCGUGUCACUGAACCACAACUGUGUCCCUCUGAUGUCCUGCACAUUUUUGCUACAAACAAACAAGUCGCAGCACACAACUCUGCUACACUAUCUCAGCACCAUUCUGAUAUCACCACCAUUGAUGCAGAUGACUUUAAAAAAGACCCACAGACUGGACACAUGAAAAGACAAGGUGCACCAUGUCAUGGAAGCAGAAAUGACCUACCUGACACACUAGAUGUUGCAGUAGGUGCUAGAGUCAUGCUCAUCAGAAACAUUGAUGUGUCUCAAGGAUUGGUGAAUGGAUCAUUUGCUACAAUAGGCCGUCUCAUAAGCUCUGAAAACAAUGGUUCUGCUCUUGUCACUAUGCUUGGACUUACGAUGGAUGAUGAAACAGCUGGCAGGAGCUACCGUACAAGAGGAGACAAUCUUGUGUACAUCGAGAGAUCUGAGGAGGCUCUAAAACAGAGAGGAGUGGUACGCAGACAGUUUCCUGUAAAACUUGCCUUUGCAUGCACAAUCCAUAAGGUUCAAGGUAUGACCAGAAAAUCUGCUGUUGUCUCACUGAAGCACAUUUUUGAGCCCGGCAUGGCCUACGUAGCUAUCAGUCGAGUGACCUCUCUCAGCGGACUGCACAUGCUUGAUUUGGAUGACAGUAAAAUCUACGCUAACCCUGCAGUCACUUUAUCUUUACAGACCAUGAGGCAAGCUAACUUUGAUCACAUCAUGCCUUUUCUCCAGAUCCAGCAUUCUCUCAGCAGACAGGACACUAUGAGCAUCAUUCAUCAUAACACCGAAGGAUUACCUGCUCAUGUGAAUGACACCAAAAGCCAUCAUGAACUGUGUCUUGCAGAUGUUUUGUGUCUGACAGAAACUCACCUACAGGGCUCCUUUGUGGCAGACAGUCUCCAGUUUGAGGGCUACACCAUGUUCAAACGCAACAGACAUUUGUCCUACACUAACUUUCCACAGAUGGCCAGUAAAGGAGGUGGUGGAGUUGCUGUUUAUGUGAAAAACCAUUUGCAGGUUGUGGAGAAGCAGUACCUGAAUAAUGUGACUGACCUUGAGUUUGUGGCUUUGAAGGUUGAAUCUCCUGUAAGUGCUCUGAUUGCAGCUGUGUACAGACCUCCAGACUACAGUGUGCCAUCAUUCCUGUCCAAUCUGGGAAGCCUUCUGGACUCACUUGAGAUCAUGGACUGUCAUCCUAUCAUUGUCUGUGGCGACUUCAAUGAGAAUCUCUUUUCUAAUGCAAGUAAGCCAAUUUUGGAUUUCUUUCAGUCCAAGGGAUAUGGUCAACUGAUCACUGCUGCUACAACGGACAAGAACACACUGCUGGACCUGAUUUUCAUCUCACAACCUCAGCUAUGUCUCUCCUCAGGUAUUGUGCAGACGUACUACAGUUACCACAAUGCAACUUACUGUGUUAUUUCAUCCAACAGGUCAUAGAGGAAACUGCUCUUAAGGAAAAGACAAACUACAGCAGCUGUGGCUAAUGUAAUGCCAUAGUUUCAGUACAGAUUGAAAUGUGUUCGGUGAUUGUAAAUUUUACUAGUGCAAAAAAUAUUUUUAUGGCUCAGAAUUUUUCAAAAGAAAAUAUUUUUCAGCUUGUAAAAUUUUCCAACUAUUCAAAUGUUAUAAAUUACAAUUUUUGGCCUGUGCAUUUAUCAAGUCCAGUCAAGUCAAGUUAAUCCAUUUAACUUGACUUGACUGGACAUAGGGAGGGUGGGUGCGGAUUGAUCAAUGCACAGGCCAAAACUCUCAGCUGCUGUGUACAAUAAUGUAUACAGCAGCUAAAAUUAAAAACCUCCAUCAGAAAGUGUGUAUUCCCUAAUGAACACACACUUUCUGAUGUUCUGUUACCUACCAGCUGAAACCCCCCUUUUCUCCACCCAACUUUACACCACUCUCUUAGCAUGGGUGGCUGUUAGUACACUAGAGCAAACAUAAGUUUCCUUUUGUUUGGGUAUUUUUUUCUUCUUCUUCAGUUGUCUCUGCCAUCUUUCACCUGACCAUUAGUGCUGUCCUGACUAGCUCACUGUGAGGAGAAAAAAAUUAUCAAACCGUCAACCAGAAGUAAACACAUCACUUUGGACAACUCAAAGACACAGUCUACCUGCUGUUUAACCCAGUCUUUGGUCGGAGGUGAAGAAGAGAUGACAUCCUCCACACCAUCCCUCUGCUGCUCUCAACAACCAUCACCCGCUGUGCUGGACAGACUGCAGCACCCACCAGGACCCUUCUCUCAUGGACUACACAAACAUGUGUUUUACCUGAUCGUGCUCCAGAUGUCCUGAAGCAGCUCUCAAUGACCACCAGACACCAGACUGAAGCACAACUGAUGCUGUAGUACCUGUCACUCACUGGGCUCGUUCCUGCUGAACCUCCAAGAGAUAAACCCCUCUUCAAGAAAGUCUGAGGUAAUGUCUUACUGAACUUGUGUUCAUUUAUUUUUUCUGUUAUCUUAGCUGCUGUAUUAAUGCUUGUGACGCUAUUGUACAGCUCUGCUGAUAUCAUCGUCUUUAACAGCAGUGUUUUCUCCCAGGUCUUCUUCAAGCCAGUUAAGAAAGGAAGAACAGCUUAGACACUCAGGCAGCUGAACGCACCAAAGAUGGACAUCAUGCAGCCCCCCUGAGCCUUGAGCCUCUCUGUGUGAGGAAGCUUUGCUGCUGCAGACCUGGUGAAGUUGCUCUGGACAGAAAUAGUUUUUGCUCUGCUGCAGUGCUGAAGGUAUUCAUUGUAAUGAUGUGUGUAUUUAUUCAAUAUGUUUAGUUUCACAGAUUAUCAACACAAAUGUUUCUGUUUAUUUCCUGUUUUCAACCAGCUACAUUCUCCUACUUCAAGUCACUGUCUGUUCAUCCACGGUGUAGCUAGUGCAGCUAACUAAUAGUGAUCCUACAAGUCCUGCAGUCCUGUGAAGCAAGCUGCAGCAGAUGUCAUCACAUUCAGAUCAUCAGUUCAUCUCUACUGCAGCUUUAAACUGUCCCUGAGGUAACGGUGUAUUUCCUUGCCCCAUAACAAUAACCAUGUUUGACAAACAUAGAAAAGCACAGUAUUACUGUUAGCACAGGAUUUUUGUAUUGAUUACAGAGUUAAAGUGAAGGGGAUUUUGUUUGUUUUUUUCAGACCUCUCUUCCUCCUGCCUCUGACUCCAGUGAUGCUGUCAACUCGAACACUGAUAACUGCACACGGCGAUUCUACAACCACAGGUCAAAGGUCAAAACAUUAUCUUCACUCUGAACUGUAUCGGCCUCUGCUUUUGGUUUUGAAAAAAAGUGCCCAGAC